UGGAUGCGUUGUCACCUAUCCAGGCGACACUGCCUUGACAGAAGGUUGGACAGGACAUCUCCAGAGCUCCCUUCCAGCCGCAGCUCCUGUGGGAUUCCGUGACAGCCCAUCCUGAGGGCGGAGCUGACGCGACCCUGCCAGCACUCAAGAUGGCGCCGCCCUCUGCCCGCACCCGCCAUGGCCGAGGCCGCGUUGCGCCGCUUCCGCUUCCUGCCCGCAGCCAAGAUGGCGGCGGCGGCGGGGCAGCGCCGUGGGCCCGGCGGCCGCUGAAGCCGCUUCCGCCGCCGCCGGCUCUCCAGCAGUAAAAAUGGCGGAGUCGGUGCUGGAAGUUGUGGGCCGGCUCCAGGCGCGGCUGGCGGGCAGCGCCGAGCCCAAGAAGCUGCUGAAGAGUCUGAAGAGGCUGUCAGAGUUACCCAUCACCGUUGACAUUCUCGUGGAGACAGGAGUUGGGAAGACUGUGAACAGCCUGAGGAAACACGAGCUCGUGGGAGACUUUGCCAAGGACCUUGUGGCCAGGUGGAAGAAGCUGGUGCCGGUGGCCCAGGAGGUGGAGCGAAAUAACCUGGACUCUGAAGAGCGUGACUACGAGAGGAGCAGCUCGAGCAAAAGGCAUCAGGAAUCCUCCCUAAGAGAGGAUGAGGAGGCUGACCAGGAUUACUCAGAACCCUUCCAGCCAUCUUGCAGCCAGUCCUAUAGCCCAGAUCACAGGGAAAAGAAAUCCAAAAGGCAUCCUAGGCCUGAGAGAGCCCAUGAGACUUACGGCUAUAGCGGCCACCAAGGGAAGGGCUGGGGCAGAUCCUCCCCGGUGCUCUCCUCAGACCAGGAGUACUCGGACUGUGGACAAGCUGUGUCACCCGAGCCCAGUGAGAGCCCCCAGGAUGUGGACACAGACCCUUACGCCUCUGAGGAGCAGGAAGAGCCAGCACUAUUCCAUCGGAAAGCCAGUAAAGGCCACAGCUUCCAGGAGAAGCUCGGGGCAGGCCGGGAGCGCGGCUCCAGCGAUUUCUGCGACAAAGGGAACGCGAGUCGGAGCAAAGAGCACAAAUCCUCGCACAAGAAGCAGCGACUCGAUGACAGAGGGGAUGACAGGACCUCUGCCUUCAGCCCAGAGAGGUUGCACAAAAGCUCUUUUAAAGAGCAGCUCCGAGAAUCCCCCGUGGCAGCAGCUGGCAAGGAGAAGCAGAGGACAUCAGAGGGCACCAAAAAGGAGAAGAAUCGGGAAAGCGGCGCCUCCAGGAAGGAGAAGUCGCACUCGUUGCUGCACUCAGAGGAACCUUUGGACAACCAUGUGAAGAAGCAAAAGCAUCGGGACUCUGAGAAGAGCAAAUUGGAAAAGUCCAAGCAGAGCCUGGAGAGCUCUAACUCGGAGAAACGGAAAGCUGAGAGUGACUCGGGCAAUAGGAUCAAGGAAAAGGGGGGUUCUGGGAGCUUAAAGUCUUCGGAGGGGAAGCGCAAAAUCUCCGAUGUGGAGAAAAAAUCUGUGGGUUUUUCCUCAAAUUCUGGGGAGGGGGAAGCAGAGGAUGAGUUUGAACAACCUACAAUGUCGUUUGAGUCAUAUCUCAGCUACGACCAGCCCCAGAAAAAGAAAAAGAAAGUGGUCAAAUCCUCGGCUGGGUCAGCUGGGGACAAAGACCGAGGGCACAGCAAACAGAACGGAUCCAAAGCCAGUACCAACAGCUCAAGCUCCAGUCAGAAAAGUCCAAGCCACAAAAGAACAAGUGAGAAAAAGGCAGAGAAGAAACCCCCAGAGCCUCCUAAACCAAAGAGGAUAAUUUUAGAUGUGGUUCCAACGUUACCAGACAUCCCCCUGCCCCCCAUCCAGGCCAAUUAUCGUCCUCUUCCCUCGAUUGAGUCCAUCACCUGCUCCCAGACAAAAAGAAAAGCAGUGUCCUCGCCAGUGGAGGAGAGCGAAGCGGGUUUCACAGGCCGACGGUUGAAUUCCAAAAUGCAGGUGUACUCUGGCUCCAAAACUGCCUACCUCCCAAAGAUGAUGUCCCUGUACCAGCAGUGUAUCAGAGUCCUCAGUAACAACAUCGACUCAAUCUAUGAAGUGGGUGGUGUCCCUUUCUCCGUGCUGGAGCCGGUGUUGGAGAGGUGCACCCCGGAGCAGCUGUAUCGCAUCGAGGAAUGUAACCAUGUGCUGGUGGAGGACACAGAUCAGCUGUGGCACAACCACUGCCUGCGAGACUUCAAGAACGAGAAGCCCGAGGAGUUCGAGUCGUGGCGGGAGAUGUACCUGCGGCUGCACGACGCACGCGAGCAGCGCCUGCUCAUGCUGGCACGCAACAUCGGCUCUGCCCACGCCAACAAACCCAAAGGGAGAGUGGCCAAGAUGGCAUUUGUGAACUCUGCAGCCAAGCCCCCUCGGGACGUACGGAGGAGACAAGAGAAGUUUGGAACUGGAGGCCCUCUUCUGCCAGAGAAGACCAAAAUUAAACCAGUCCUGUACACAUCCAGCAAAAGCCACGCUCGGGCGAGUGACGAGCAGUCCUACGAUGGGCCCAGCACCAGCAGUGCCCACUCGGUCCCAUCUUCAGGUAGCACCUUCUCCUCCUACGACCCCAGGAAACCCCCUGUGAAGAAAAUUGCACCAAUGAUGGCAAAGACUAUCAAAGCUUUCAAAAACAGGUUCUCUCGGAGAUAAGUUUGCAGUGCUGAGCUGGGCCUUUCUCUCUUGGGAAGGAGUGGCACUGAAAGGGGAGAAGGUACCCAAACAGCCCUUCCUUAUCUUUGAACUCUUUGGAGGCUGCAGCUGCUGGGAGAAGCUUCAAUCUGCACAAGAUGACGGCACAGUAUUUUAUCUUUUAUUCUGGUCCCUUUCUCAGUGUCAAGCCCCCCCUCUUUUACCCCCUGUCCUCAACAUUCUGUUUCUGGCUUUGUCAUCCAUCGAAAGAAGGGUGUACAGAAUCUCCCGACACAGGAAAAUGUGAAAUCUUGGCGCCUGCUGAGAGUGGAAGAUCCAGAGACUUAUUUACUAUUUAACCUCUUAAUAAAUUAUAAAAUGGUUUUAAUUAA
Molecule: messenger RNA, 3015 nt
Organism: Poecile atricapillus (Black-capped chickadee)
Lineage: Eukaryota; Metazoa; Chordata; Aves; Passeriformes; Paridae
Gene: ELOA
Product: elongin A
Exons: 11
Coding region: 308-2644 (778 amino acids)
Biological process (GO): transcription elongation by RNA polymerase II
Cellular component (GO): nucleus; elongin complex
Molecular function (GO): protein binding
Source: RefSeq, a predicted model, not a curated record